AUGACGUGGUCCGGUUUCGAUGUUAGCGAACAACAACCAAUCAUAUCGCAGAAAAACCCGGAAAUUCCUACAGCGUCAGAAAGAGCGCCUGUAUUGAAUUUGAAAAAGACGAGCAGCAGCACUGAUCACAGAUCAGCACACUCAGCUGGACAGUCAUGAGUUUUUCUCCAGAUCCGAGCACUCCCAUGGGCAUCCGCAACAUUCAGGAUCAGCGCGAUCGCUGGGAGAGGAAGAGGAACCGCGUAGCCCGCGAGCUGGUCCAGAGCGAACAGAGAUACUGCGAUCAGCUGGAUCUAGUCGUCACGUACUUUGUGGAGAUCUUGAAGGCCAAAGGAACCCUCCGGCAGGACAUUAGAGAAAGCAUCUUCAGUUCAAUUAAAUCCAUUCAUUUAAUAAACCAGUCACUGCUCGCUGAUGUAGAACAGGGGAGGUUCGGUUUGGGGUUCGAAGAAUUUUGCAAUCACCUCCAGCUGUACAAUAUGUAUGUUGACAACAUUCAGACAGCCAAAAAAGUUCUGAUGGUUCAGCUGAAGAAGAGCAAAGCCUUCAGACGAUUUAAGAAGCUUCAGGAAUCAAGGCCUGAGUUCCAACAGCAGAAACUGGAGGACCUUCUUCCACUUCCCCUUCAGCGCAUCCAACAGUACAAACAUUUCUUGAGGGACCUGACGGAGAACACAAGUCCAGGCAACCUGGAGUUUCAACAGCUUUCAAAGGCAGUAAAAGCCGUGUCAGAGGUCGCCCAGCGGAUCCAGGACAACGCUCACAGACACGAGAACCACCUGCAGCUGCGUAGAGUCCAGAAACAGCUGAAGGGCCGAAAGACCAGAAUCCUGGUUCCAGGGAGGUGGUACAUCCGGGAAGGCUGGUUGAAGACAGUGCCAACUAAAGGUACGGAGGCCAAGCCCAAAAUGUUCUUCCUGUUUUCCGACAUCCUGCUCCAAGCCAAACCGUACAGUCCUUUACACCCAACCAACGCGGGGAAGUUUGCCUGCCAGCGAGUCUACCCAUUGAAGGAGUGCACUGCCGACAAAGUUUUUGGCCACACUAAAAGCCAAGGGGGACUUAUCAGUUUGACUUUUGCCAGAGCCAAACUGCUGCUGAUGUCGGACGACCAGGAGGAUAUUAAUGAUUGGUACCGUAGUAUUUGCUUGGCCAUUGGGCAGCUGAAAUCAAAGAGCACGGUGGUGCAUAGACGAGAUGAACUCAGAAGACCACCCAUCAGAUCAGAUCCUGACAGCCAAAACACUCCAGAUCUCCGACAAACUCGUGCAAUGAAAAGAACCAUGAUGCUGAAUGAAGAUGCGAAGGGACGUAGUGAGGGCCACGUCAGCAGCCCCGCAGCAUUUGCCGAGGAGAACGACCACAGCGCCAUCAAGAGGAUGAAACACAACGAUGCGCCGCCUGAGAGACCUCAGGAGUCUGCAGGCUCAAGCUGUGUCAUUUUGUGAGGAGCUUCAAAGUGUGAGAAAUCUGAAAGAUCCAGCAGUGAGGAGAAACAUCCCAGAGGUGAUUUGGGGUAGAGGAAUGCAAUGCACAUCCACUCCACAGCAUUUGAACAAAUGCUUGUUUUUACACCAAAGAAUUUGGUUUAUUAAAUAUUUGGAUAUUUUAAUCAUAUUUGAUGUUCACAAGUUUUUUGUACUGUGAUGUUUUAAGGUUUAGGCUAUGCAGAAUGCAAAUUGACGAUGGCUGAUAUCUAAUAGUCAUAACAUAACACCCACACUGUAAAAAAAAAACAUUUUGCACUUCAAUUAAUCAACUUAAAUUUACAAGUCAUUUCAACUUAAAAUUUUUAUCUUGACUAGUGAUGAGUUGCUAUAACAUAAAGUAAGUUAAACUAAUUCAACUUUUAAGUUAUACCAACUCAUCACUAGCAACUUAUUUUACAUUAUGUGCAAAAUAUUUUUUACAUUGCAUAUAUUAUAUCAUGUAUUAUGUUUAUACACUGAAAAAAUGAUUCAUUGAAUUUAAUCGAUUU
Molecule: messenger RNA, 1978 nt
Organism: Misgurnus anguillicaudatus (oriental weatherfish)
Lineage: Eukaryota; Metazoa; Chordata; Actinopteri; Cypriniformes; Cobitidae
Gene: arhgef39
Product: Rho guanine nucleotide exchange factor (GEF) 39
Biological process (GO): positive regulation of cell migration
Cellular component (GO): plasma membrane
Molecular function (GO): guanyl-nucleotide exchange factor activity
Source: RefSeq, a predicted model, not a curated record